Molecule: messenger RNA, 3890 nt
Organism: Carcharodon carcharias (great white shark)
Lineage: Eukaryota; Metazoa; Chordata; Chondrichthyes; Lamniformes; Lamnidae
Gene: mapk8ip2
Product: mitogen-activated protein kinase 8 interacting protein 2
Exons: 13
Coding region: 1-3816 (1271 amino acids)
Biological process (GO): regulation of JNK cascade
Cellular component (GO): cytoplasm
Molecular function (GO): protein binding
Source: RefSeq, a predicted model, not a curated record
AUGGCGGAUCCCACAGAGAUGUUUUCCCUGUCAACCUUCCACUCUCUCUCCCCUCCGGGCUGCAGACCUGCCCAUGAUAUCAGCCUGGAGGAGUUUGACGAUGAAGAUUUGUCUGAAAUUACUGAUGACUGUGGAAUUGGACUAAACUACGACUCUGAUCCCUAUGAGAAGGACUGUUUGAUGUUGGAUGUGAAAGGUGCACCUCAGGCUGUGACAGAAAUCUGCUCCUUCCAGGAUGAUCUGCAGGAAUUUGAAAUGAUUGAUGACACAGACGACAUGGAGGAAACAGAGCUGCUGCCCUCGCCCUCUGCCACAACCAUCCAACAGACCCGACCUUCCACCUUAAACCUUGCCACUCCACUCUCCCACUCACAGGAUUCUCUCAAUAACAAUGCCAGUUUCUCUCCCAGGAAAGCUAGCUGGCAGGAAACACUGCUCCAUUCCUCUAGUGGUCACUUAACUCCUCCACAUCAGUGUGUCCAGGAUAGUGUCCACCCAGCUGGCUGGUGCAUGACCGCCCCGAACGCUGGGCCAAAUGGCACUGGAUCACAGUUGCAACACAUGGAGAAUGCAUCAACCCAGUCACCUCUGAAACCUCUACUGUACGAUUUUGAAGGGAAUCGGCGGGAUACUCUGGAAUACGGGUCUUUUGGUUUUCAUAGAAAGUCAGCAAGCUCUUUCCCAGAGAUGGAAGCUGGUGACGAUAGCAAUGCACAUCCAACUAACACAGCAGACAAUGUCACAUCGCAAAGCUCAGACACAGAGCUGGAACAGGACUUGACCAACAGUAGCUCCAUGGAACAUUCUUGUUCUGGUAAUCGAUCCAAUGAUAUGUACACACUUGCCUCUGAGCUAGGGAUGAAUACUGAGGUUGAAACUGAUCAGACCUUUGCUGCCACAAAUAAAUGUUUAUCAUCAUCCAACCUUAGCAAUGGUUCCUGUACUCCUGUGUCUGAUGCAGAGCUGGAACUAGAGUUUGGAGUUGUCAGCAAGAUGCACAGACCACACAUAGAGCAAGCAGCUUUUGUGGAACCUGUUCUUGAGCAAACCAAUUUGAAAUCCACUGCCACCAAUGCAAUGGGUUCUUUGACUCCCAGCUCAGAGUUGGACCACGAUCACAGCAGACAUGAGACUGCUGUUGACUAUGUGCAGCCAUCUAGUUCCAAUAGCAAUACAGUAUCUCCUUCCUCUGACCCAGGCAUCGUGGCAGAUCUAACCAGUAAAAGCACCAAGAAAUUCAUGCAGUCAUACCAAAUUGAGGAUGGUGUUUCCUCUGGUUCUGACUCGGAAUUGGAAGAACUGGAAGAAAGACUUACAUGUGACAACAGUGCUGCAUGUAACAUGAUUUCUUCCAUCUCGGAGACAGAGUUAGACCUUACCAGCGAGAGCAGCAGCGGUCGGUCAUCGCACCUAACCAACUCAAUUGAGGAAGCAAGCUCACCCAACUCUGAUCCUGAGAUUGACUGGGAAGGAGAAAUCAGUACUUCCAAUGUUAAAGAUCGAUUGUACUUGGUAAAGACAGCCAACAAUACCAAUGUCAAUUCUUUGGAGCCAGUUGCUGAAUGGGACCUUGACAGUGGGUAUACAGGGAGAUUUGUAUGUUCAGUUGACAAAACCAAUUCAGAUAUUUCUGCCAGAGCCUUGGACUCGGAGUUAAUGACUGACCAACUUGCCAAGGUUAUUGCUGGGUCUUUGCAAGAUUCUGACCAAACUAAAGAGCAGGUUACUUCACCACAAGCCCCAGACAGUAAGAGUGAAUGUACCACCAGGCCAACAUAUCUUGAUAUAAUACCAAAUCAAGCACUGCCUCGAUCUUUAAGUCCUAAAUCACAAACAGAAGAAAAUGCUGAAGAGAACAGUGAUGAUGAACUGAGUAAUGAUUCUGAGUCUUCAUGUUCUGAUCAUGAUUCGGACCCUGAUCUGAGUGAAAGUUCUGACUCUCCUUGGCUCCUCAGUAACAUGAUCAACACAAUGAUUUCACAAGGCUCCCACGCUGUUAAAGAUGAGUGCUGGCUGCAGACUAAUUCAUUCAGUGAAACCAUUUCUUCCUGCUCUGACAUUGAGAUUGAGCCAGUCAGUGCCAGCAAGCUACUGCGCACUUCGGGCCACCAAAUCGACGCAGGCCAGGAAGGCUCUGAACACGCAGAUCUUUCCCAUCCUGAAUUAGACAUUGAGAUAAUGGACAGCAAUGAUGAUUUUGGUGACUCGAUGUUCUCCAAAGAUGAGGCAAAAGAAAAUGAGACCAGAGUCAAGGAAUCUGAGUUAGAGCCAAUGUUUACCAAUACACCAGCCACCCUCUACUUGGCUUUGAGUAAUCCAUCCAAUGACACAGCCAUGAUAGGAGACAGUAACGUGUCAUUUACUCCAGGGACAGUUGGCUCCUGUGAAGCAGAAUCAGGGUUAAAUAUGGAUUUUAAGGACAAUUGCAUGAAUGAACAGGGUGAUGUAGCUACCAUAAUUCCAAACUCCACUCUAAGCUUCAAAUAUGAGGAGUCAGUGGAACCCCUUCAAGGGAUAAAGCCAAUUCGGGACAUGGGUUCUCCAAGUUUCAGUGAAGACCUAGAAGCUGCAUUUAUUUUAGAAGAUAAGUUAACUGAAUUGAAUAAAUAUUCUAGAGCAUUAGCCUUAGAGGCACAAAUGAAAUCAAAGCCAGUCAGUGACAAGACUGACUGUACCAGUAGAUGCUCGAGCCCACCUUCUCUGCUGUUUAAUGCAAGCCCCAAAAUACCCAUAUCCUUUAGUGACCCAUCAAAUGGACCUUUCAGCAUGAAGGAACUGUCCCCAUUGCACAGGGCAGCCAGCAAGCAGCUGGACCAGUCCCUGGCCUAUGACUCCAUUAAAUAUACCUUGGUGGUCGAUGAAAACACCACUUUGGAGCUUGUCAGUUUGAAACGCUGCACCUCCAUCCUGAGCGAUGACAGUGAGAUCUCAACGCUGUGUGACAACUGCGAGCUGGAACUGGACAACGAGUUUGGGGAUUGCACAGGGAGACAUGACAUUGAGAACUCGUCAGAGGAUUCAUCGCCUGAAGCCGACACACAGUUUUCCAAGAAAUUCCUCAAUGUUUUUGUCAACAGCACUUCUCGAUCUUCCAGUACAGAAUCUUUUGGUCUUUACUCGUGUACAAUAAAUGGUGAGGAACGGGAGCAGACUCAUCGAGCGGUAUUCCGGUUCAUACCUCGCCACCAGGAUGAACUGGAGUUGGAUGUUGAUGACCCAUUGUAUGUUGAAGAGGAGGAAGAUGACUAUUGGUACCGAGGCUACAACAUGCGCACAGGGGAGCGUGGAAUCUUCCCAGCAUACUACGCCCAUGAAGUAGUCAACCAAGCCAAGGAAUUCCUAGGGAUAAAGAAGAACAGCGUCUGGGUGGAGAGGUUCGAUGUGCAGUUCCUGGGAUCUGUGGAAGUCCCGUAUCACCAGGGUAAUGACAUCCUGUGUGCUGCAAUGCAGAAGAUUGCUACAACUCGAAAAUUGACAGUUCAUCUGCGUCCACCUGCUAGUUGCGAGUUGGAGGUCAGCAUUCAAGGGGUUAAACUGGUCAUGAGUUUGAAUGAGUAUGGAGCAGAGGAUAAGACUGAAAGGUGCAGCCAUUUUUUUCAGAUGAAGAACAUCUCAUUCUGUGGAUGUCACCCUAAAAACAGCUGCUACUUUGGAUUCAUCACCAAGCACCCUGUGGUGAACCGCUUUGCCUGCCACGUGUUCGUAUCUGAGGAAUCCAUGCGCCGUGUUGCUGAGUGUAUUGGCCAAGCAUUUCAGGAAUACUACCAGGAGCACCUGGAGUACGCUUGUCCAACGGAAGACAUUUACCUGGAGUAGGGGUUUGACAGCUUUCGUGUGGAUACAUGACAUUUUCGCUGGACCUGGGCUCAACUGUUUGCUGUACCCCUGUU